Messenger RNA from Gordionus sp. m RMFG-2023, 1221 nucleotides. RefSeq lists its product as uncharacterized. The record is from RefSeq and is a predicted model, not a curated record. The transcript has 4 exons. Gene Ontology annotation, biological process: regulation of transcription by RNA polymerase II. Lineage: Eukaryota; Metazoa; Nematomorpha; Gordioida; Chordodea; Parachordodidae. The coding region runs from base 1 to 1221 and encodes 406 amino acids. Gene Ontology annotation, cellular component: nucleus.
AUGACGCAUUCCAAAAAUCAUCGAGAUGUGCCAUCAACCAUUCUACCCAUAACGGAAGCCCCGACACUUCAAUUUAACUUUCCAGCUAUAAAGCUCCUGCAACCUGAAACUGAUUAUGAUAUAAGGAGUGAAUCAGCAGAUGAGGAAAAUAUGGAUGUAAAUGUAUAUAAAUAUGAUAUUGAUGAUAUACAAAAUACUUUUUUAUCAACUAUUAUAUCAUAUCCGAUUUAUAGUGUACGGUGUGCAGCUCAUACACUUCAGCUGGCACUUCAAGAUGCUAUAAAAUUAUCACCUAUUAUGGAAACCAUUGCAAAAGCUAGGAGCCUAAAUUUAAAAUUAAGACAUCCCACUUACCAAAAGUUAUUAAAAAAUAUGAAACUCCCUAAGCCUGUGUUAAGCUGCCACAGAUGGCAUUCAACCCAUGAUAUGUUAGAAAGGCUGAUUUUACUAAAACCCAAUAUCGAAGAUUUUUUUACAGAGCAAUCUGAUUAUUUAUUGACUGAAGAUUGGAAAGAGAUAAUAACGAUUGUUGAAAUUUUAAAACCGCUAAAAAUCGCAACCAAACAAUUCCAAUCUGAACAGUUAACACUGACAGAUUUUUAUGCAGCAUGGUUAAGAUGCUGCAUCGAACUGGAAAAAAAUCCAAACCAUUUUGCUCAAUUACUAUAUUCUUGUCUUAAGAACAGAGAAGAAAGGUUUAUAAAGAACGAAAUUCUCUUAGCUGCCAUAUACCUGGACCCAAGAAUUAAAAGCUUAGUAUUACUUAGUGAUGAUGAUAAGAUUUGUGCGAAAAAACAUCUUGUCAAUUUAUGGAGACGAAUUAAAAGCUUAACAACGCCGAUUUUAUCUGAUGAUAUUAGUUCCGAUGAAGUUAUUGAACAAGAAGAGGAUUUAGAGAAAUUGAUACAACUUAAAGAAAGGCAGGAGAAAAUACUUAAAAGAGGGCCAACGAUUGCUGAGAAAAGUAUUGGAACAAUAAUUACUGGAUUUAGCGAUUAUAAAAGAUUAGAUAAGAAGGAAAAUAUUUUGCAUUUUUGGGCCCUGAAUUAUAUAUUUUAUCUAAAAUCUUAUUUGCUGUUCCUGCAACCCAAGGUUGGCGUUGAAAGAUCUUUUUCACAUUUGAAAUUCAUUCUUUCACCACAUAGAUCGAGGAUGAGUAAACAACUCUUGGAAGAUAUUAUGCUAAUAUGUCUAAAUAAAAUUUUUAAAAUUGAUACAUGA